Molecule: messenger RNA, 2127 nt
Organism: Moneuplotes crassus
Lineage: Eukaryota; Ciliophora; Spirotrichea; Euplotida; Euplotidae
Source: the annotation of a GenBank genome assembly
AUUUAAGUAGAACAUGCCUACUGCCGAGGCUAAAAAUAAGAUGGAUAACUACAAAGUUAUCGACACAAUUGGGAAAGGAGCUUAUUCAAACGUGUAUAAGGUCAAGCGCAAGUCUGAUGGCCAGAUCUAUGCCUUGAAGAAGGUCCUGCUGAAAGGACUCUCCAAGAAGGAGAAGGAAAAUGCUCUCAAUGAGGUUCGAAUUUUAGCAUCUGUCCAACAUCAGAACAUCAUCUCCUACAAGGAAUGCAUCUUGGAAGAGUCGCCAGCCGCUCUUUGUAUAAUUAUGGAGUAUUGUGACGGCGGGGAUCUGUACCAGAAAAUCGUAGAACAGAAGAAAAAGAAAUAAACUAUUCUCUGAAGCAGACAUUUGGGAAACUUUUAUACAGAUAGUCAAAGGACUCAAUGCCCUUCAUAAUAAAUAAAAUUCUGCAUAGAGAUUUGAAGUGAGCCAACGUGUUCGUAAAUAAAGAUGGCACUGUUAAAUUAGGUGAUUUGAAUGUCUCAAAAGUUGCUAAGAUGGGCCUUGUUUAUACACAGACGGGGACACCUUACUACGCAUCACCCGAGGUAUGGCAAGACAAACCCUAUGACCAUAGAAGUGAUAUUUGGUCACUAGGAUGAGUUAUUUAUGAAAUGAUUACUCUGAGACCGCCUUUUACUGCUACUUCAAUGCAAGAACUGGCGAAUAAAGUCAAGAAGGGCAGUUAUCAGAAAAUUCCUAGUGUAUUUUCGAGAGAUUUGGGGACUGUGGUAGCUACAUUACUCAAAGUUUCGCCUCUCAUGAGGCCGAGCUGAGAGCAAAUCUUGCAUAUGCCAGCAGUAGAAGAGCAUCUUACUGAUGAGGAGACAAAAGAGAUUUGAAUUGACUUGCUAAAUACUAUUAAAAUUCCGAGAAAUAUGAGUUUACUGCAACAAAAGCUUCCUGCCAGUCAAUUUGAAAAUGAAAAAGUUGAAGAAGAGCCUGAAGAAGAUAAUUAUGAAGAUGAUUUUGAAAGAAUUCCUUCAAGUGGAGAAAAGAAAAAGAGUCACCCAGAGUCAAUCGGAUCUGGAGCUAUGGCAAAGCCACCAAAGGCUGAUAAGACUGAAAGACCCAGGAGGAGGCCUAAAGGACUCCCUCCUACUGCUCCCUCUCAUAGAGUUAUUCCUCCAAUGCCUCAGUCAAACAGAGAUCGGGAAGUUGGUGAAUUGAACAUCAGUAAAUCAAAAGCCUCUUCGAGACACAGUCACAAUAGGAAGAGUAGCAAGAGCAAGAGAGUUAUUGAAGAAAGUUUGAAGAAGAAUCGAAGAAACCCAAAGACAACAGAGGCUCAGCUACCUCAGCCAGUUAAGGCCCCUCCAACCAACCUUUAUGAUAAGAGAUAUCGCAUGUAUUCCAAAGAUGGCAUGGGGCCUAAGAAGGUGUCAGAGAUCUACCGAAUGAGGGCUAAAGAGGUUGAAAAUCAAGAGAAGAGAAUGAAUAAAGAGCUACGUAAUAACAGAGAUUAUGCAUCUAAGAAAUCAUGAAGGAAAGCAAUGCAGUAUCAUCAGAAUGCAGUUAUUGAUCCAACGCAGAACGCUUCGAAGCUUAACCAGAUGAUCGGGCAGAGACAGAUCGACUCUCAUAACAUCCAGAAAAGAAGAUAUCAACCUCUUAGUGAGAACUAUAGGGGUAUAAACAACAAGAUAUCCCUCCAGAAUAAUCCUGAUGAGGAGCCUCAGCAACCAAGACCUCAGUAUAACCUGAUUGGAAAAGCUGGAGCUAGAGGAGGCUCCUCUAUCACUCCAAAUUCUAAUAGCAACCAUGGGAUGAUCUCUUCGAGGCUUAAGGAGAAUUAUAAAAACUCUGAAAUUUCUUAUAAGCUUAGGGGCAACCCUCCUCGAGGAUUGAAUCAGUAUUCAUCAGGAAGUUCGCACAGAAGCCAGCCUGUUCUGAAUGGGCUCAGGAAUAACUUGUCAAGGAAAUAUGUCUCAAACAAGCAUACUACUAGUGACCAGCCUUUAGCACCAUUACGUCCACCUCCAAAUGCUCUGAACCACGGAAGGGUUGACCUCGGUUCUGCAAAGAAGAAAUGCCGGAUGAAUUAUAAGCAUCAAUACAGGAUAAAGCCUAGCUCUGCGAAGGUCCCUACUUGGUGGGGCUAGCAAGGC